GGCAUGCCCCAAACAUUGAGCUCUACCAGCAUGUUUACUCCCUGUGGCUUCAGCCCUCAUCAUCUCCAUCCAUCCAAAGAAGAUGGUGAAGGAGGACUGAUCUUUCAAGAUGGAAACCUUACUUCAGCAUCUCUUGAUGCUUUAAUCCAACAUCUUAUACCUACAGCUGACUACUACCCUGAGAAAGCCUACAUCUUUACAUUCCUGCUGAGCUCAAGACUCUUCAUUGAGCCUCAUGAACUUCUGUCCAGAGUUUGCCACAAGUGCAUCGAGCAGCAACAGCUCGAUGACCCAGUGCUGGAUAAGGCACGAAUCAGAAAAUUUGGGCCCAAAAUUCUUCAAUUAUUGACAGAAUGGACAGAAACAUUUCCAUAUGAUUUCCAGGAAGAAAAGAUGAUUGGUUGUUUGAAAGACAUUAUCCACAGGAUAGCUCCAUGUGAUGAAGCCUACUGGAAAAAGAUGAAUCAACUCCUGCAGACUCUGAAUCAGAAACUUGCGACUCUCAACCAUGGCCAGGAAGGGAUCGUCAAGAUCAAUGCUACCGUGUCAGACAAGGUGGUUGCUUUUAAAAGUAAACCUCCAUCAAUUCAGAGAGAAAUGUUGAGUGUCUGCAGUGAUCCCUAUACUUUGGCCCAACAGCUAACGCAUGUUGAACUGGAAAGACUGAGUCACAUUGGCCCUGAAGAAUUUGUUCAGGCAUUUGUCCAUAAAGAUCCUUUGGAAAGCACAAAGCCUUGCUUCAGUGAACAGAAGAAGACUAGUAACCUUGAGGCCUAUGUAAAAUGGUUCAAUAGACUCUGCUAUCUUGUUGCAACAGAAAUUUGCAUGCCUGCAAAAAAGAAGCAGAGGGCACAAGUCAUUGAGUUCUUUAUUGAUGUUGCUCGCGAGUGCUUUAACAUAGGGAAUUUUAACUCGCUGAUGGCAAUCAUAUCUGGUAUGAACAUGAGUCCAGUAUCCAGGUUAAAGAAGACCUGGUCAAAAGUGAAAACAGCCAAAUUUUUUAUUCUUGAGCAUCAAAUGGACCCUACUGGUAAUUUUUAUAACUACAGAACUGCAUUGCGGGGAGCUGCCCACCGGUCCCUGACAGCACACAGUAACAGGGAAAAGAUUGUGAUCCCCUUCUUCAGCCUACUGAUCAAAGACAUUUACUUUUUAAAUGAAGGAUGUGCUAACCGUCUUCCAAAUGGACAUGUCAACUUUGAAAAAUUUCUGGAACUAGCUAAACAAGUUGGAGAAUUUAUAACAUGGAAGCAAGUAGAAUGUCCCUUUGAACGAGAUGAUAACAUCAUCCACUAUUUACAUACUGCACCUAUCUUUACUGAAGACGGUUUGUAUCUGGCAUCCUAUGAAAGUGAAAGUCCAGAAAAUCAAACUGAAAAAGAGAGGUGGAAAACCUUGAGGUCAACUAUCUUAGGAAAGACUUGAAGAAAAAGAUCUAUAACUGCAGUAGGAUAAAAUAAAUCAGCAAAACCACUUUGCACUAUUGGUUCCAAAGAUGCCUAUUUGGGAUUUAGGAGAUUUUAUUCUUUAUUUUUGCGUGCAUUUUUGGACUCUUAAAUGUGGUUAACUGGGUUCAUCCACAAGACUAAAGAAGUGUGUCUUUCUACUGCACACACCGUCAUGUUUUCCAGCUAUUCUCUACAGCAAAAGCUGAAUAGGUGGCUUGCUGUAACAGAACUAAGUCCUUAUCACUGAAUAACCUUGUCUCUCUGAAGGAAGAGCAAAAGGCAAGGAGUGCCACGGUGCUGCAUACUUGCAACAGUCUCCAUUGGAAAGGUACAGGGUGUGUAUCUCAGAAGCAGGGUGUAUUGGACAAUAACUCUCCGAGGGCUGUCAAAACUGAAUUCUGAUGAACAUAGCUUUACAUGCUACAUGAGAAAGAAUCUUGUUUUCCCUCCACAGUCUUCACCUUCAGUGAACAAUAUUCUGAGAACAGAACAUUAAAAACUAAUGCAAGACUGUAUCAGUAUGGAAAAUCCAGGAAAAGCCUACACAUUUUUUAAAAAAAUGUAGAAACAUUGCAGCUGCAAAUAUUCAUUAUUUCUCCUUCUGUUUGGAUGUGAAUCAUAUUUCCUUCAGUAAUAGUCUAGUCAGCUCCUACGCUGUUCUAAUGGAGUAUGUGGCUUUCAGUUUGACUUACCUCUUUAUACAGCACAUAGCAUAUCCUCUAGCUCUGUUAAUGGUUGAGAGUAUCAUCUUCCGGGCCUUAUCUCAUUGAUAGUUAAUGGAAGAUGAACCUAUUAAGGGCUCUUAAGAUAUUUUCCCCCUUUACCUAUUCAUUGAAUCUUUCUGGCCAAGGCAAAGAACAUUAGAAAAGGGGAAUUACUUGACAUUAGGGCCCUUAUUUGCAGUGCAUUCAGGAGGACACUUUUUACUCUUAUGAAAUAUUGCACUAUGCCUCAAGACACAAAGAACUGUCAACAUGCAGUUUGUAAGAUGGGUUUCUUGUUUUACAAUUCCCCCUGUUUGUGUAUGAAGUGUCGUGUGGUCACUGCAUUCCGUCUGAGGGAACAGUAAGCCAUCUGUCACAUCUGUUAAGAUUAUUGAUGGCAAUCAGGGAGCUGCUGUGUAAUACAGACAUCAAGUAAUAAUUGCUUAAUUGUACUUUCAUAUGAUACAGAUGUAACACUGGGAUUGUCCUAUUUUAAAGUUACAGAUUAUUACAGAGUGGAAGCCAAAUGAAAAGCUCCCACUGCUAACUAUAUAGAACUGGGGUAAGAUGUGCAAAUAUUUGUUUUCAUAAUUAGAGUUUUGUUGUGUAACAAAAGAUUACAUCACAGUGGACUUGGCAUCACAUGUAAAACAAUAAGUGAUGCUCAUAUCUAUGAUUUAACAAAAUUUCUUGAUUCUUCCCUCUACAAAAACGCCUAGAAAGAAAUACAAAUCUGGCAAGCUGGACACUGUGUAACACUCUCUCUGUGAUAUGUUACUUCUCACAUGCAGUGGCUGUUAGGAACAAUCCAGAGGAUAACCUUUAACAUCCAAUAUAUAAAAGAUUUUAGCACAGUGAUCAAACCUUGAACUGGUACCUUUGUUGAACAAUAAAGCAGUAAUUUGACAGUGGGAUGUGUUUAAAUAGUAAUUUAGCCAGACUGUUGACUUCUGAGUGUAAUCACAGUGACAUCUCCUAAGACUUUCCAUGGGGCUGCUCAGAAGCUAACACCGGUGCUUUCUUUGAAUGAGGCCCUCCUUAGCCUCUAGGAUGCAACUGGAUCAUUGUAUCUACUGGGACCUGUAUUGACAACCUACUUAAGAUUGUCAUAUUCUUUCUAUAUAUAGUAACACCUUGUA
Molecule: messenger RNA, 3291 nt
Organism: Varanus komodoensis (Komodo dragon)
Lineage: Eukaryota; Metazoa; Chordata; Lepidosauria; Squamata; Varanidae
Gene: RASGEF1C
Product: RasGEF domain family member 1C
Exons: 13
Coding region: 4-1425 (473 amino acids)
Biological process (GO): Ras protein signal transduction; positive regulation of GTPase activity
Cellular component (GO): plasma membrane
Molecular function (GO): guanyl-nucleotide exchange factor activity
Source: RefSeq, a predicted model, not a curated record